CAUCAAUCGACGCAGCAGCCGGGCGCGUCUGCUCGCUGCGCUUUUGUACUUUGCCAACCAACGCCAACACAACCCAAAGCUCCGAGACGACAAGCUACCGGCUAUACAGCCUCGCGUGUGACUCGUCACGCUCUACCCCUCCUUGCCUAUCACUCCUUCAUCCUAGGUGUCUGCCCGCAGCCUCGCUUCGCGUUCGACGUGCCCCGCCUCGUCUUCUUGCACCUCUGCAGGCACCCAACUCACGCGCGCCAGCCUCCUGCGCCGUCCCGUCCGCUCGCCACAAGACCACACGCACAUACGCACAGCCCUCGACUGCUGCAGAGCUUCUUGGGGCCGCCCGCAUACCAGCCAGUCGAUUAGGGAGCUGACCCCACAGCGAAGCAGCCCGCCAUGUCUAUGUCUAUCGAAGAGCUCGACGCCACAGUGCGCGCGUUCUACGAGAGCCGUGGCGAACCACAAAAACAGGCACAGGCGACACUGAACCAGUUCAAGGAGAACCCAGAUGCCUGGCUCCUGGUCGAUAAGAUCCUCUCGGAUGCGCAGUAUCCGCAAACCAAGUACCUCGGCUUGCAAGUACUAGACAAUGUGAUCAUGACCAGAUGGAAAGUCCUUCCCCGCGACCAAUGUCAAGGCAUUCGCAACUUUAUCGUCAACUUCAUCAUUCAACUAUCAAACGACGAUGAGCGUCGCCGCACCGACCGCACCCUGCUCAACAAGCUGAACCUCGUUCUCGUCUCCGUGCUGAAGCAAGAGUGGCCCCACAACUGGCCGACGUUCAUCAACGAAAUCAUCUCGUCAUGUCACAGCGGGUUAGGGAUUUGCGAAAACAACAUGGUCAUUCUCAGGCUGCUCUCAGAAGAGGUCUUUGACUAUUCAGAGGAGCAGAUGACAUCUACGAAGCGCAGAGAGCUCAAGCAGAGCAUGUGCGACGAGUUCACCUCGAUCUAUCAGCUUUGUUCUGAGGUUCUGCGCACAGCCACCGAGGCUUCCCUAAUCAAGGCAACUCUCGAGACAUUGCUGCGCUUCCUCAACUGGAUUCCUUUGGGAUACAUCUUCGAGACACCGCCCAGUGGUCAGAGCCUUAUUGAGACUCUGCGCAGUCGAUUCCUCGAUGUCCCGGAGUUCCGUAACAUCACAUUGAAGUGCUUGACGGAGAUUGCAGGCCUUCGCACCGAACCCGCAUAUGACGACAAGCUCGUCCAGAUGUUCACAGAAACUUUGACUGCGAUCUCGAAGAUUAUCCCGUUGUCCCUGGAUCUGAAGCAAACCUAUGCAUCGAGCAAUAGCAGGGACCAAGAAUUUGUGCUCAACCUGGCGCUUUUCUUGACUAACUUUUUUACGUCGCACUUGGCUGUCAUCGAGAACCUUAUGAACAGGGAUUUCCUUACUCAUGGCCAUUUCUACCUCAUCCGCAUUAGCCAGAUCGACGACCGCGAGAUCUUCAAAAUUUGCUUGGAAUACUGGACCAAGCUUGUUUCUGAGCUGUACGAUGAGAUGCAGGCGCUUCCGAUCACCGACAUGAACCCUCUCCUGAACCUGGGCAUCGCAUCCGGCGGCAACCGCGACCCUUCGAUGAUGGCAAACUAUCCUCUGCGUAAGAACAAGUAUACCGAGAUCUUGUCGAACCUACGAACCGUUAUGAUUGAGAAGAUGGUCAGGCCAGAGGAAGUCUUGAUUGUUGAGAACGACGAGGGAGAGAUCGUGCGCGAAUUCGUCAAGGAAAGCGAUACCAUCCAGCUCUACAAGUCAACGCGCGAGUGUCUGGUCUUCUUGACGCAUUUGGAUGUUAACGACACCGAGCAAAUCAUGUCUGAAAAGCUGGCACGCCAGGUCGAUGGCUCAGAAUGGUCUUGGGCUAACUGCAACACGCUCUGUUGGGCCAUCGGUUCCAUCUCCGGCGCAAUGAACGAGGAGACGGAGAAGAGAUUUCUGGUCACCGUCAUCAAGGAUCUUCUCGGUCUUACAGAGAUGAAGCGUGGCAAAGACAACAAGGCCGUCGUCGCUAGUAACAUCAUGUACAUUGUUGGCCAGUAUCCGCGAUUCCUGAAGGCCCACUGGAAGUUCUUGAAGACUGUUGUUAACAAGCUUUUCGAGUUCAUGCACGAGACACACGAGGGUGUCCAGGAUAUGGCUUGCGACACAUUCAUCAAGAUCGCCAACAAGUGUCGGCGACACUUUGUCGCGCUUCAACCAGGCGAGAACGAGCCAUUUAUUGACGAAAUUGUGAGGAAUUUGCGAAAGAUCACCGCAGAUCUCUCACCUCAGCAAGUGCACACCUUUUAUGAAGCCUGUGGCUACAUGAUCAGUGCGCAAGGACAAAAGGGCAUGCAGGAGCGUCUGAUUCAUGACCUCAUGGCUCUACCCAACUCUGCCUGGGACAGCAUCAUUGCUCAAGCCAAUCAGAACCCUGCUUGUCUGCAAGACUCGGAGGUUAUCAAGAUUGUUGGCAACAUCAUGAAGACAAACGUAGCCGCCUGCGGCUCUAUCGGCUCCUACUUCUAUCCUCAAAUCGGACGGAUCUACUUCGACAUGCUGACAAUGUACCGCGCUAGCUCGCAGCUCAUUGACGAGGCCGUACAGCGCGAAGGCAACAUUGCAACAAAGAUGCCCAAGGUCCGCGGUCUGCGCACAAUCAAGAAGGAAAUCCUCAAGCUCAUCAACACCUACGUUGAGAAGGCCGAUGACCUUGAGAUGAUCCAUAACAACAUUGUUCCUAAGCUGCUCGAAGCUGUUCUGAUUGAUUACAAGAACAACGUACCUGACGCUCGCGAGGCCGAGGUAUUGAACGUGAUGACUACAAUCAUCAACAAGCUACAUAGCAUGAUGGAGGAUCAGAUCAUCAACAUCAUGGAUAGUGUUUUCGAAUGCACACUGGACAUGAUCAACAAGGACUUCUCCGAGUACCCAGAACACCGCGUCGAGUUUUUCAAGCUCCUCAGGACCAUCAACUUGCGCUGCUUCCCUGCUCUGCUUCGAUUGGACGCUCGCUCCUUCAAAUUCGUCAUCGACUCUUGCAUGUGGGCCAGCAAGCACGACAACCGCGAAGUCGAGAGCGCUGGACUUUCCAUGUGCUUUGAGCUGGUUUCCAAUAUGUCCGAGACGGAUGAGCAGACAUGCAACGCCUUCUUCCAGACCUUUUUCACGACCAUCCUCCAGGAUGUGUUCUUCGUUGUCACAGACAACGAUCACAAGGCCGGCUUCAAGUCGCAGUCUAUGCUUCUCGCCAAGAUGUUCUGGUUGGUCGACUCGGACAAGCUGCGAGGCCCAAUCUAUACCUCGCCAGACAUGGCCCCAGCCGGCACACCAAACCGCGAGUUUCUGCGAAACUUUGUCGGUAAUUUGCUGGCGACCGCAUUCCCUAACCUCCAGACUGCUCAGAUCGCAGCGUUCAUUGACGGACUCUUCGCUACCAAUGCCGACCUCAAUCGUUUCAAGGUGAUCCUUCGAGAUUUCCUCAUCUCUUUGAAAGAAUUUUCGGGCGACAAUGCUGAGCUUUUCGCCGAAGAGCGCGAGCAGGCAGCCAAGCAGGCGAAGGACGAGGAGCGCGAGCGUGCCAUGAAGGUUGGCGGUCUCCUCAAGCCUUCUGAGAUGGACGAUGACGAGUUGUGACUGAACGUUGAGCUGGACACGAACGUAGCCACGCGCACGCCUUUCGACCGCAUUUCCUCUUCGACUCAGGUUACGGACACGAAUAACGCUGACGACUGGUGGGCUGACGCCAUUUGAAUGUCGAACAAGGGAGUCGAAGGACGUACCCGCAUGGCGCAAUGUAUCGCGUAGCGUUCUUUACGUUCCAUUAAGAUCGCUCCGGAUUUGGCGGUCUAAUACCCAAUAGACCUUUCUGUUUCUCGUUUGGCAUGCAGCGGGUAGCGGGUUGGAGGAUUGGUCCUGAUUUGCGCAGAUGAUAAAAGCAUAGGAUAGGAGGGGAUGCGCAGGGCCUUCUAGAUAUCCUGCCCUGGCGGCCUACGAAUAAAGGGAAUGAACAUAUUUGAGAAAUCACAUCGUUAUUUUGCUAACCGUGAAGAACUUCCAGCCCGUAGAGACGGUAUAUU
This is a messenger RNA of Boeremia exigua, 4052 nucleotides long. Its product is annotated as CRM1 C terminal-domain-containing protein. Gene Ontology annotation, molecular function: nuclear export signal receptor activity; small GTPase binding. The coding region runs from base 391 to 3609 and encodes 1072 amino acids. The record is from RefSeq and is a predicted model, not a curated record. Gene Ontology annotation, biological process: ribosomal small subunit export from nucleus; ribosomal large subunit export from nucleus; protein export from nucleus. NCBI's taxonomy places the organism in Eukaryota, Fungi, Ascomycota, Dothideomycetes, Pleosporales, Didymellaceae. The transcript has 7 exons. Gene Ontology annotation, cellular component: cytoplasm; nucleus.